UUCUCUUCUCUUUUAUCACAUAUUCCUUUUCAGAGGUCUACGUGUACGGAACCAUUGAGGGAACUGUCGAAUGCUGGUGCAUCUGGAUCAAUUUUCUAUGUUUCACAAGAUGAUCAAUUUAUUAUCAAAACAGUACAGCACAAAGAGGCUGAAUUCCUGCAAAAAUUAUUGCCCGGGUAUUAUAUGAAUCUCCAACAGAAUCCAAAGACGUUGUUGCCAAAGUUUUUCGGGUUGUUUUGUUACCAGAGUUUGGGAAAGAAUAUUCGCUUAUUAGUAAUGAAUAAUUUGCUACCACAAAAUGUAACUAUGCACGAGAAAUAUGAUCUCAAAGGAUCAACCUACAAACGUUUAGCAUCCAAAUCUGAACGGGCAAAGGCCUCUCCAACUUUGAAAGAUCUUGAUUUCAUUGAAAAUCACCCCAACGAAGGUCUUUCUAUGGACCCUAUUUCAUAUGAUAGUCUUAUACGAACGAUUAGCCGAGACUGUUUGGUCUUAGAAAGUUUUAAAAUCAUGGACUACUCUUUGCUAGUGGGUAUUCACAAUAUGGAGUUGACAUCAACUGGGGAUCGAAAUCGCGCUCAACCAAUCCGACAGGAAAGUGAGGAUGAGCUGGAGCAAGCCGACGACUUGCCAAGCACGAGUAGGGGCGAGACUGAAACACGAAGAAGGCCACUGCAAUCGAAAUUCUCUGUGUGGGACCAGUCUGAGUUUGAAGGCUCUGUUCCACCUGGUGGCGUUCCGGCACGAAAUUCAAAUGGUGACAGGUUAAUUUUAUUUCUUGGUGAGUUCCGAGUUUCAUUGUUCUGUGUUCCCGUAUCCACAGCUUAUGUAUUAUUGACAUUUUUGCAAAACUAUCGGUUGUUGAAGAAGAUGGAGCACACAUGGAAGGCGAUUUUGCAUGACGGGGAUUCCAUUUCCGUCCACAAUCCCAACUUCUACGCUCAACGAUUUUUGUCAUUCAUGACAGAGCACGUCUUCAAGAAGGGUCCAGGUAUAGUGUUUGCACUACGCAUGAGGUUAUGA
This is a messenger RNA of Ostertagia ostertagi, 1023 nucleotides long. NCBI's taxonomy places the organism in Eukaryota, Metazoa, Nematoda, Chromadorea, Rhabditida, Trichostrongylidae. The record is from the annotation of a GenBank genome assembly.